CUGUUUCCUGCUGUUUUCACUGGCUUCCUCCCGAUGGUGUGUGCUCAGGAUUUUGCAUUUGGUCCUGGAAAGCCGCGCAGUUCCCAACCAAGUAUUCUAUUUAGUUUUUUUUAUAUAUGUGCCGACUACAACGCCAUGAAAUUGGAGUAAAGAAGGAAAUGCACUCAACAUAUGUCACACUCGGGACACACUGGCUGCGGAAGCGCCGCCAGCCGCAAUGAAGUAAAUCCAUUUUCAUUUCCAAUCUGUCUGUUCGUACUGGCUGCAAUCAGGUGUGGAGCGCCUGCGCCGGCCCGCUCCGGCCCGCACAAUGCAGCGACCAUUUCAGUGACUCCUGGAAUGUGUCAAGCCAGAUCAAACCUGGCAGCGAUGCAGGCUGGUCUUCAGGUAACCAGCAGCACCUCUCUCCAGAUCCCUCCCAAGCCCAGGACUGCUGUACUCAGGAACCGACACCCAAUCCUGCUGGAAACCCUCCAGCCCGUCCUGGUCCAGGUCAUCGUCAAUCCUCAGCGAGUUAUGGAAGGACCCCUCCAGACACCACAGCCCCCCAGGACCUGCAGCUCACCCGGACCUUCUGGGAAGUCCUGCUGGAGCUUGGAUGCCAGGGUGGCCGUGCUUCUGGUGACUCUGGCUGGAGCUGUAAUCCUGCUGCUGCUCUACAAACUCCUGCAGCUGAGACACAGGCUGAGGUUGGCGGGGGCGAGGCAUGCGCUAGAGUACUACAGCUUCUACCACACCGCCGCCUACACACUCAAACACGCCGCGUCGUGUCAGGACCUGCCAGGCAAAAACGGGACGGUCCCUGAAGCUACGCCACCUGUACAAGUAGUCGUAACCCCGGUGACCCCAACCGUCGUCACCCCGCUUCCACCCCCACCGGUGCCCUCUCCACCCCCACUGCCACUCCCCCCACCUCCUGUCCUGCCUCCUCCACUGCUCCACGCUCCACCGUCUCUCACUCCAGCGCCUGCUGUCCUGGCCUUCCCUCUCCAGCUGCCUGUGUUCCACACCACCCCGCCCAGCCCUCACCUGUCGUGGGGCGCCUGCUCGGACGCAGAUGUGUACUCUCGGAUCGGAGCUUUCAGGCCCUCCAGACUCUCCAGUCUCUCCAGCCACUCGAAAGUCAUCCUUUUUGAACACUCGUCCCUCUGACCCCCAGAACGUGACUGGAGACGUCACCAAUGUGAGAAGACUGUAGUGAUUACCAAAAACAUACUCUUCUGAUGGAUUGAUAAUCACCCAGGAAUGAGUGUGUUUGCCAUGAGUACUGUAUACUGCAUGUACGCAGUAUACGUAUAUUCUUCUUUAAAGGGACUGCACUCGAUAUUCAGAACAAAAAGUGGUCUGGGAUUAGCCUGACAAGCCAGACCCACAUCAAGAUGUUGGGUCUGGGAAUUCACCAUUGGCAGGGGCGGGAUAAACGGUUGUCUUCCAAAUUCCCUCUACACGC
Molecule: messenger RNA, 1450 nt
Organism: Perca fluviatilis (European perch)
Lineage: Eukaryota; Metazoa; Chordata; Actinopteri; Perciformes; Percidae
Product: CASP-like protein 4A1
Exons: 4
Coding region: 172-1152 (326 amino acids)
Source: RefSeq, a predicted model, not a curated record